AACAACACUCACUGUCGCCUCCCAACCUUCCUCUCCCCUCCCCCACACUCAUUCCAACAACACUCCACACCACGCAUACCCUCUUAACCUAGUCACCUACUCGACAAGCACACGGCUGCUUAAUCAACGCGCGCGCGUGACACCGACACACUCACAACUCCGACAUCGCACCGCCGCACCGCUCUCGCACACCCCCGGCCCGCCCGAGCAAACCCGCACGCUAGCGACACCACCAACCGCGACGUGCCCAGCUCUCUCCCUUCCACUCCCUCUUCCCUCGCGACUAUCAAUCGCUUCCCUCGCACCUUCUCACUUGAUCCUCUCACAAGCCACAGUGUAUAAGCACAAUGGCCGAGUCUCACAACGCACCUGUGGCUAAUCCGCCGACCGGCGGUGGUGGUGGUGGUGCUCCUACUGCCGGCCCCCCCCAGCAGCCCCCCACUACCACCCAGGCGCCGCCGCCCCCAACCACGACGUCGGCCGCUCCCCCUCCCACCACGACCCACGAGACGACAACACAGGCGCCGCCUCCCACGACCACUUCUGAGGCCCCUCCCCCUUCGUCGACCACCACGUCGGCUACGCCCUCAUCUGAGGUGCACUCGUCCGCAGAGCCGACGACGACAUCUGCCGCUCCUACGACUUCUGCCGCUCCAUCCUCUACCACGACGACGACGUCCAGCGCUGCCCCUACCACGAGCGCCACCCCUUCGUCGUCGUCCAUCAUCCAGUCGUCGACCAACUCUCCGUCGACCGUCGUUAACACCCAGACGGUUACCCAGCCUGGUCUCGCCACGUCGUUCAACAAGCCCUCGGCUUCGGCUGACGCUGCUGGUGCUGGCAAGAACAACGGCAGCUCAUCGGGUCUCGGUGCCGGUGCCAUUGCCGGUAUCGUGAUUGGUGUCCUCGCCGCCGUCAUCAUUGCCGCCCUCCUGCUCACCCGCUACCUCCGCAAGCGCAGCCGCGCUCGCCGCAGCAUGCACCGUGCGUCAAUGUUCGAGCCAUGGCAGACGGCUGCCGCCGAGGAGGAGCCCUACGAGAAGGCCACGUACCCCAUGCAGGAGACGGCCACGCCUUCGUACCCUCCUGGCCAGUACCCCGCCGACUCCAACUACUACGGCAACCAGUACCCCGAGGGUGGCUACGUUGGCCAGGAGGGCUACGGCGCGUACCCCGCGUUCCCUGCUCCUGGACAGUACGCUGACGGAGCUGCUGCCGGUGCUGCCGGUGCUGCCGGUGCCGCCGCUGGCGCUGGCGCCUACGGUGCUGGUCAGUACGGUGCCGAGCACGGCUUCAACCACGCCGACCCCGCCGCCGCUCAGCGCGACGUCGUCGCACCCCACGGAGCCACUUCCCCUGUCAACCACACCUCGGGUCUUCCUCUUGCCGCUGGCGCCGCUGCUGGUGCCGCUGUCGCUGGUGGCGCUGCCGCCGCCGCUGCCUCUGGCGGUGCCGCUGCUGGCGGCGCUCCUGGUGCGCUGCACGACGGCAUGAUGGUUCGCGUCAAGGUCGGAUUCGUCCGCUCGCUCGAGGACGAGCUUGCCAUCACCCAGGGCCAGCAGCUCUACCUGCACACUUCUUACGAUGACGGAUGGUGCCUGUGCGAGGACGAUGCCAACAACCGCGGUGUCGUUCCCGUCAGCUGCCUCGAGCCCUGGACGCAGUAAGCGCGUUUUGGCUUCUGCUCAGCCGAGACGCUGCGACAUCAUCAUUGUACCGGGCCAUGGCCCCUUUGCCCCACCGCAGUGUCUCUGCUGCCCCUCAGCCGUAGAGAGCCUAGUAGAACCGGGGGAGGUGCGUCCCAUCUCAGUCGAGAGGCAGCCAGGACACUUGCGGACAUUUUCGCUUCUUCAUGCCACACAUACCCCUUCCAUACAGCCUACGCUCAUUUGGUACUUCGCCUAUGAUAGGUCGGAAUGUAAGAUUGAUACGAGA
Molecule: messenger RNA, 1935 nt
Organism: Vanrija pseudolonga
Lineage: Eukaryota; Fungi; Basidiomycota; Tremellomycetes; Trichosporonales; Trichosporonaceae
Exons: 4
Coding region: 348-1667 (439 amino acids)
Molecular function (GO): protein binding
Source: RefSeq, a predicted model, not a curated record